Talaromyces proteolyticus is the source of this 1368-nucleotide messenger RNA. RefSeq lists its product as uncharacterized. Gene Ontology annotation, molecular function: DNA-binding transcription factor activity. The transcript is spliced from 2 exons. Bases 1 to 1368 code for a protein of 455 amino acids. The record is from RefSeq and is a predicted model, not a curated record. Lineage: Eukaryota; Fungi; Ascomycota; Eurotiomycetes; Eurotiales; Trichocomaceae.
AUGAAUCAGGACUUUACAUUCCCCUCGUACGUCGAGACCCCGGACGACAAGAUGAUGUAUCCUCAAAUAUUACCACCGCUAAAUCCCCUUCACGCCGAACCCUCAUAUGGAUUGGACCACACAUCUUUCACCAAUUUGGACCGAAGGACGCGCCUGGAAUCGCGCGUGAUGCCCCUUGAGGAACUUGUCGUCCGUGGACACUCUGACCUGUCGUUCCCCAGGAUGUCAAUUGGCCCCGAUGCUACAUACCACGUUCCGGAAACCCUAGGAAAGGAGGAACCAUAUGACUGCGUCCCGCUUUUCUAUGAGUGUGAAUAUCCAUCACCACCUGGUCCGCCUGCCACAGACCUUUCUUCUAUUUCGGAGACUGACCGGUCUCCUAGUCCGGGGAAUUUUGCUGCUUAUUCCUUGAACCCCAUUCAACAUGGGCAUAUGUUCGAACCAUCUAUCCAGGAUUUUGACGGAUAUGGAUCAGUGACCCCGCGCGAGGUUGAGCAUUAUCCUGAGCCUUUUACCGAACCAGAAUGUUGCGGCGACAAAGUUGCACAGAUAUACCCUUGUCCGACCUCGUACCACUCUGCUGAGGGAGGGCUCGUGACCCACGAUAUGGGCGACGAUAUGGACGACGAUGUCGACGCUGACGGCGACGAAGACGACCAGCCCCGCAAUUCCUACCUAGAGAGCCAACAGAGCUCUUUGGCAAGCAUGCCCAGAACAAAGACUCCCUCGAGUCUCCAGCGGAAGAAGACUCCCAAAGCACCUUCUCCUCGUACACGCAAAAGCGGUCCUCGUCAUGACCCUGGUUAUAAAUCCAAAGCCAGGUCUAAUCCGAAAAACGGCGCUGCCGACCGUCUUUUCUUCUGCAGCUUCAAGCAGUACGGAUGUCCCAGUACUUUCAACUCAAAGAACGAGUGGAAGCGACACAUCGCGUCACAGCAUCUCAAGCUGGGAUUCUGGCGUUGUGAUCUUCCAGGCUGUGGCUCAACCGACAAAGUCCCGAACGAUUUCAACCGCAAGGACCUGUUUACGCAGCACUUGCGCCGGAUGCACAACCCAGGCAAUAACAAAAACGCGAAAAUCGACCCAAACGAUGACUUCGAGCAUACCCUUCGUGAACACCAUACCCGAUGCUGGCUGAGACAACGCAGCCCUCCACCGCAAACCAAGUGCGCUGAAUGCAAUAUCGUCUUCACUUCCUGGGAGGAGCGCAUGGAGCAUAUGGGCAAGCACUACGAGAGUGGCUCCUUUAGCGGUGAAGCCGAGGACCCCAAUCUCGUCGGUUGGGCGCUUCGAGAAGGUAUCCUCUGUAGAGAGGGUUCUUCGAAGGUUAUCUUAUCCAGUCUGCUCAAGACACGCCGCCGGAAGUAA